Halichondria panicea is the source of this 6418-nucleotide messenger RNA. RefSeq names its product cytoskeleton-associated protein 5-like. Lineage: Eukaryota; Metazoa; Porifera; Demospongiae; Suberitida; Halichondriidae. The coding region runs from base 130 to 6309 and encodes 2059 amino acids. Gene Ontology annotation, molecular function: microtubule plus-end binding; microtubule plus end polymerase activity. The transcript is spliced from 37 exons. Gene Ontology annotation, biological process: microtubule polymerization; mitotic spindle organization; establishment or maintenance of microtubule cytoskeleton polarity. Gene Ontology annotation, cellular component: microtubule plus-end; spindle pole; kinetochore. The record is from RefSeq and is a predicted model, not a curated record.
UGGAUUUUCCAAAUAACGCCCACUUACUUGUUUUCUGUCUAUCCAAGCAAAAACUCUUUUUUUCUUCCCUAGCAGUACUGUUCCCUGCUGCUCUUUUUUCAAAGUAGGCCUCUGAUCUAUGCUGCAGGUAUGGCAGAAAAAGAACCGGAAGACUACUCCAAACUCUCUCUAGAAGUGAAGUUAGCUCACAAGGUUUGGAGGGCUAGGCUGAUGGGGUAUGAGGAGGCGUCGAAGGUGUUUCGUAAGAUAGAUGAUGAGGCCAGCUCGGAGUAUUCCAAGUUCACUGGAAUGAUCAAGGGCUUCGUUACCGACAGCAACCAAAUGGCCCAAGAGAAGGGAGUGGAGGCAGCACUGGCCUUUGUGGAGUCAGCAGCAGCUGCUUCAAAGGUAUGCUCGGAUGUGGUGACUGGUAUUGUCACCAAGUGUCUGAACGGACGUCCCAAGACCAAGGAGGGGGGGAUUCUAAUCUCCCUAAUGUUUAUUGAGAUCGAACAGUUUGCAACUGUACAGGAGGAGAUCAUGAAGGGCUUUACACACAAGCAGCCCAAGAUAGUGGCAGCAUCGGCCCUAGUCUUCAAUCGAGCCUUGCAGGAGUUUGGAGCUAAAGUAAUCAAUGCGAAGAUGCUCAUGAAAGCAGUUCCUGCUCUGUUUGAGCACAGUGACAAGAACGUCAGAGCCGAGGCAAAGGCAUUGGCCAUUGAGCUAUUCCGCUGGUUCGGAGUAGCCAUCAAACCAACACUUGAGAAGCAUCUGAAACCUGUUCAGCUCAAAGAGCUAGAAGAGGAGUGGGGUAAGCUACCAGGAGUCCCACCGAUCCCUCCACGUCGGCUCAGAUCAGAGCAAGACACACCCAUUGAGGCCCCUGCCCCAUCUGGUGGAGGAGAUGAGGAUGGCGUAGAGGACGGGGGAAGUGAGGGUGCUGCAAUGUUUUCCCAAGCAGCUCUCGACCCUUAUGACCUGGCUGAUCCUGAAGAAAUGCUGGGGAAAAUGCCAAAAGACUUCUAUGAGAAAUUGGCUGAUCCCAAGUGGAAGGAACGUAAAGAGGUGCUUGAGACAGUGCUGCCACUGGCCCAGUCCAUCAAACUAGAGCGUGGAGAUUAUGGGGAACUUAUCAAGGCACUGAAAAAGGUCAUUACCAAAGACAGUAAUGUGAUGGUGGUGGCUCUGGCUGGCAACAUUGUCACUGGUCUAGCCAAGGGCCUUAGAGAUGGCUUCCAGAGCUACGUCUCUACUAUUCUGUCAGGGAUUUUUGAGAAGUUUAAGGAGAAGAAGCUGAAUGUUGUCAACUCCCUCCGUGAUGCAGCUGAUGCAGUCUACCUCACAACGUCUCUGGGGAGCAUACAAGAGGAGGUAGCUGAAGCCCUGAAUAACAAGAACCCGUCAGUUAAAUCAGAGACUCUGCUGUUCCUCUGUCGCUGUUACCAGCAGUGUACUCCUGCCAUGGUCCCGAAACCAUUUCUCAAAGCACUGGCUCCUCUCACCGCUCAGAAAUUGGAUGAUACUACCCCCCUAGUGAGGGAGGCAGCUCAGGAGGCUCUGGGCACAAUGCUCCGAGUGGUGGGGGACAGACCAAUGAACCAGUACCUAGAGGGAGUCGAUAAGGGGAAGAUGGCCAAGAUUCAGGAGCACCGCGAGAGUGUGUCUCUCAAGAUCCAGACAGGGAUUAUCCCCAGUCCAAUGAAGGGCCAGGCAGCUGCUGGUGGGGGAAAGGAGCCCCCCAAAGGAAAGAAGCCAGAAGCUAAGAAACUCGAGCUAGCUGAGGAGUCUGCCGAGCCAGUCAAGAAGAAGAAGCCUGCUGCAGCAAGUCAAAAGAAGCCUCCCAAGAAGAAAGUUGAAGGUGCCACCGCUGCAGCACCGGAGUCCAAACCAGCACAGGGCUCUACUACAAAGAAACCUGCAGCCAGUGGUGGGAAGGCUAAGGGAGGCAGCAAAGGCAAAGCAAAGAGUGGAGCUACUGCUGGCAUAGGAGAGCCACCGGAUCAACCAGAACCAGCGAUUGCAACUGAAGAAGUAGAGGAGAAGGCCAAUGCGGUGCUCCCCUCCGGCAUGCUAGACAGACUGGCGGACCCAAAGUGGAAGGAAAGACUGGAAGCAUGCGAGGAAUUCAAAAAAUUUGUGGAGGGACUUUCCCCCAGUGAAAUGCAGUCCCUGUUAUUCUGUAAAGUACUGGCACGGAAACCAGGAUGGAAGGACAGUAACUUCCAAGUAAUGAAUGCCAAGUUUGCCGUUGUGGCCACUUUGGUGGAGAAAGCUAAAGUAUUUGGUAAGAAGUCCACAACAUGUGUGCUGUCUGCUCUGGUGGACAAGUUUGCUGACAUGAAGGUCAAAGCGAGAUCAGGAGAAACUUUGAUGAUUCUGUCGGAGAGAAUGACUCUCAACUAUAUCACCAUGCUGGUAAUGAAAGCUGCGUUUGAGCAGAAGAGUCCUAAAGUUCAGUCGGAGAGUCUUGACUGGUUGGGACAAGCUAUCAAAGCAUUCGGAUUCAUGAUCAAAGCCAAGCCUCACAUUGACUUUGUCAAGAAAGCGUUUGGCGCCUCCAACCCUGCCGUCAGAACUGCUGCCAUUAACGUGGUGGGGGUCAUGCACUUGUAUCUGGGGGCUCAAGUGACAGUGUUCUUUGAGGAGGAGAAACCAGCCCUCAAGCAACAGAUUGAUGAUGCCAUCGCCAAGGUGUCUGCUGAGUCUGCCCCUGUGCCGACGAGAGGUCCCAACAUCCCCGGGGAGGAUGACGGGGAGAGUGAGGAAGAAGGGGAUCCCCUUGGUGACGAUGACGGACCUCCCCCUAAAUCAGUGUCCCUCGCUGACAUGAUGGACAAGGUCGACAUCAGCUCUCAAAUCAAGCCUGAACUCAUCAAAGAAAUGGCCGAUAAGAACUGGAAAAUAAGAAACGAGUCUUUGCAGAAGGUGCAGGAGAUACUAAAGACGGCCAAGUUUGUGAAACCGUCACUAGGUGACCUGCCCGGUGCCCUGAAGGGACGGCUGUCUGACUCCAACAAGAAGCUCAUCAUCACCACUUUAGAUAUCAUCAAGAACUUGUCCACUGCAAUGGGAUCCGGGUGCUCAAAAUAUUUGAAAACUUUUAUACCUGGAGUGCUGAAUUGUCUGGGAGACUCAAACCCUGGAGUUCGUUCAGCCAGUUUGGAGACCCUGAAUGCCUGGCACGAUGUGCUCACCAUGAACCCCAUGAUAGAGCAGGAGCUCAUCGCUAAUGCACUCUCCACAGAGAGCCCCAACCUUAGAACUGAGCUUCUUGGCUGGCUCCAAGAGAAGCUACCAGAAUGCCACAAACUUCCCGCUGAGGUGAAUCUCAUCAUCCCUCCACUCUACUCAUGUCUAGAAGACCGUAGCGGGGAAGUGAGGAAGAAAGCAAACGCCACUGUACCUGUCUUGAUCUCUAAAAUUGGAUAUGAAGUAAUGGCUAAGGAAGCUACAAAGUUAAAGGGCUCUUCCAAAGCGACGGUGAUUGGGAUCAUAGAGAAGCACCGCUCCGCUGCCCCCUCAAAGCCUAAAGGUACUCCAGCCCCAGCAGCUGAACCCAAGAAGCCUCCCAAAGCCGAGAAAGCACCUGAGAAGUCUACAGAGAAAGCUACCAAGAAAACAGCCUCUGGAAAACCCAGGGGCAAGGCAGGGUCAAAGGCUUCUGCUGGUCAGAAAGUAAGCAGUUCUAAGAAGAAUGCUCCUGAGCCAAGCACUGGAUCACCUCUAGUUUUCGUACCAAAUGGAAAAGAGAGUCGAACAAAAGAUGAGGAGAGAAUGAAGACUCUCAAGUGGAACUUUCAGGCACCACGGACAGAGCAUAUAGACCAACUCAAGGAGCAACUCGCACCAUGUGUCAGUACUGAUCUGCACGCCAGCCUCUUCCAUGAUGACUUCAAAAAACAUCUAGCAGCACUGGCUACUCUCACUAAGUGUGUGUCUGGUGCUGCUCCUCACAAAGAGGCUGCGACCGGCUGCAGUGACCUCUUGCUGCGCUGGAUCACGCUCAGGUUCUUUGACACCAACACCACCGUGAAUAUGAAGUGUCUCGAGUUUCUCAGUGCCCUAUUCAAGAUGCUGCUGACUGUGGAUGAGUACCGGAUGUCUGAUUAUGAGGCCAAUGCAUUCUUACCCUAUCUUGUUAAUAAGGUUGGGGACAGCAAGGACCCAGUGCGUAAGGGCGUCCGCGCUCUGUUCAGGGACAUCUGCAGCUUCUACCCCCCAGCCAAACUCUUUACUUUCCUCCUCGAUGGUCUCAAGUCAAAGAAUGCAAGACAAAGAACAGAGUGCCUGGAGGAGCUGGGGACACUGAUCCAGUACAACGGGAUGACCGUGUGUGGGGCUCAGCCACAGAAGACUGUUCCAAUUAUCGCCCAUCAGAUCACUGACAGGGACAACACAGUACGAAUGGCAGCCCUCAACGCCAUAGUGGUUGUGUAUGGCAAUAUGGGAGAAGGAGUGUACAAGUUCACAUCACAGUUGUCUGAAAAGGAUGCAAGCUUGCUGGAGGAGCGAAUUAAGAGGUCUGGAGUCAAGGCACCCUCUUCCUCUCAAUCAUCUGGUGCAGUCAAGGCCCCUCCUCCACACAGUGAUGACACUGCUCAGCCAAAGCAGUCAAAGUUUAAAGUCAAAAAUGUCCCCAGCCGAGAGCCCACUGCCUCGAUGUCAGAACCUGUUGUCUCUUCUAAGGAGAACACCCCGCCGAGUGUGGAGGCCCCCUCUAUAACUGAGCCAGCUCCCAAAGUCACAGGCCCUUUCAAGUAUGUACCUGUUGAGCCCCUGCCUCCAAUGCCGGAACCGACUGUUUUUAAACCACUCAGGAAAGAAGAACUGGAUAUAAUGCAAGCACCAUUACCAAAGAUACCUCAAUUACGCUCUAGGAACAUGCCGAACACACUGCUGACACUCACCCCCACCAGACAGGCCAGGACUUCGGAGGCCAUCAGCUUCAUCAUCUCUCAGAUUACAAGCAACGACUCAUCCACCUGCAGCAAGGGUAUCAAGCAGAUUGAGGCAGUGAUAGUGAGUCCAUCCCAACGGCCUGCCAUAACCCCUCAUGUGGACCAGCUGCUCAGGGCACUCCUCCUACAGAUGAGAGUAAACUUCUCGUCACCACUCACCAACGCCAGUGAUAGUGACUCUCAGAAAGAGGUGAUGGAUGAUGCUAAGAUGCUGACCUCGUGCAUAGUAAAAGUGCUUGAGGAGCCAAGUUUGGCUAUCUUGGUCAGCCAGGACACACUCGUGGAACUGGAGAGAGACGUGGUGGCCUACCUCACUGACGAGAGACUGCUCAAACUCGACGAUGCCGCUCAACUACUCAGGGUGUUCAACUACCUCAUGCUGCGACUCUGUGAGAACUGUGACAAGACGUCUGUGUACGGGUCCCUGCUGCAACUGUUGGCCAAGAAUAUGCACUCAGGGGCUGCUCAGAGCAAGCAAACAGACCUCAUCAUGAAGUGUAUUUGGAAGCUGACCAAGCUGCUCCCUCAGUUUGUGUCCACAGUCAACCUGGACCGCCUCCUAUCUGAGAUCCACCAGUGUUUCGAAGUCUACUCUAAGCACGAGCCCCCAACCCCACAGAUGGACGUGCCCAUUCGGACAGUCAAGACCAUCCUAUUCCAUCUCAUCAACUCUGUUGGAGAAGAGCUACUCAACCACUUGGCUCUGAUCCGAGACAGUAAGCACUCCCAGGUGACCCAGUACAUUCAGAAGACCCUCAGGAAAAAGGCUACAAGCGCCUCAAGUAAUGGAGUGCCCACUGCCCAGAGUAAUCCGGAGGACACCAUGGACAUACCUCUCAUGCCAGCUGACCUGGUCGCUACGUUUAGUGAAAUACUUAAGAAAAUUGGAAACCCUGCCACCAAAAAACAGGGACUUAUUGAAUUGUAUAGCCUCAAACAAAAGAACAAAGAAUUUGAUCUCGAAAAAUUUUUCAAGAAAAUUAAUGUUUCAACAUUUUAUCGCUCCUUUAUUGAAAGAGGCCUGCGAGAAAUUGACAGUGAAAUGAAUGAGGGAGUAAAAGUGUCUGAUCACAUGAAGUCAGACCCUAAUGAAACAUCCUCAAGUGAAAGUAUAUAUGCUAAACACUACAAGCGUCUGCAGCAGGUCCAGUCGAGAGCGAGUCAGCUGAUGGAGAUCUCACUGCAGGAGAAACCAACACAGAGAGAGAUCAAGACAGUCCCCACUCCUGACACCAAACACACCGUCACAGUACCCCCUCCUGAUGUUGACCACGAGAAAGAUGCGAGUCCAUCAUCCAAACCCAAAGUAGACCGCUCUCUCUAUUUAGAAGAAAUGCGUAGGAAACUGGAUCGUCUUAAAAAGACAACUUAGGCUAUAUAGCUCACUUGUGCUAUAAACUGUCGUAUUUACUAAUGUUUGUGUUCAUUCUGGUGUUUCACUGAUUGUUGGAUUAUUACUCAUUGCAUCACUGUUGAGACAA